AUGGACGGCUUCGAUAUGAUGGAUUCCGGGACCGAAGGGCCCACAGUCACAAUCCGUAAGGCGGAUUCGACUCGUGCCGACUUCGUUCUCUCCAACGUUGACCUCGCCUUCGCCAAUUCCAUCCGCAGAAUCAUCCUGGCCGAAGUCCCUACACUCGCGAUCGACUUAGUCGAAGUAAUCAACAACUCUAGCGUCCUUCCCGAUGAGCUCCUAUCCCACAGAUUAGGACUGGUGCCUCUGGAAUCCUCGAAUAUUGACGAGAAGAUGCUAUACACUCGUGACUGCGACUGUGAUGGUUACUGUGAAAGAUGUAGUGUCGUCUUAACACUCGUAGCCAAGUGCACAGGAGACAGGAACGUGACUGUAUACGCUAGAGAUUUGGCGGUUGCCGCGGGUGCACAACUAGGGAGCCCUGUUAUUACUGACGAAGCUCAGAAGGGGUCUAUUAUUUGCAAGCUUAGAAAAGGACAGGAACUCAACCUUAAGUGUAUCGCGAAGAAGGGAAUAGCAAAAGAACACGCCAAAUGGCAACCGUGUGCCGCCGUCGCUUUCGAAUACGAUCCACAUAACAAACUCAAGCAUGUCGACUAUUGGUACGAAACAGACGCAAAGGCCGAGUGGCCAAAAUCUGCGAAUGCAGGAUGGGAGGAACCACCCCAGGAAAACGAGCCAUUCGAUUACAACGCCGUCCCAACCAAAUUCUACGUCGAUGUUGAAACCGUGGGAAGUUUACAACCUGAUGAGAUUUUACGACAAGGCAUUAAAUACUUGCAAGAGAAGUUAGCUACCGUUAUUGCUGGAGUUCAGAAAACUGCAGGAGAAGGUGCGGCUGCUGCUGCAGGCGCAGAUGUUGGUGGAAUGGAUGAUGGAUAUGGGGGUGCUAGGAGUCCGGAUAUGGGAGAUGCGAACGGGUAUGGAAGAAACUUCAACGAUGGUUAUGUUACACCCUAUGGUGGAGCCGGUGGCGCUGGAGCUGGAGCCCAAACUCCAUUUGGCGGAUAUGGCGGUGGUGGAUAUUCAAACGGCGGCUGGCCUUGA
Molecule: messenger RNA, 1038 nt
Organism: Orbilia oligospora ATCC 24927
Lineage: Eukaryota; Fungi; Ascomycota; Orbiliomycetes; Orbiliales; Orbiliaceae
Exons: 3
Coding region: 1-1038 (345 amino acids)
Biological process (GO): DNA-templated transcription
Cellular component (GO): RNA polymerase II, core complex
Molecular function (GO): protein dimerization activity; DNA-directed RNA polymerase activity; DNA binding
Source: RefSeq, a predicted model, not a curated record